UUGCUCACGGUGGAAGAGAGCGCUGCAGCCUAUGGAAGCUCAAGCGAUGGUUGCUUCCGGGUGGAACCUUCCUUCCGUCGACGGUUUAACCUGGUUCAAAAAGCGGGUGCUGUUCGCCAGAGGAACGACCACUAAUAAUUAUUUGGCGCACCGGAGGAGACUCCGCGUUCCGAGAUAAGGCGGCCUGCGAAAAAGGUUCGUCGUCGUCGCAGUGCCCCUUGCGGGACCCGCAUGCGUUCCAGCCCAUCUUGACCGUCCGUUUCCUGUGCUCGUUUUGGGAGGAUUCAAGCGUGGAAAAUAUGAUGGAUCGACAACUCUGACAGCGCUGACGAGGACAGAGAGCGAAGAACAGAAAGCCCGAGGCCACCAACGGCCUCGCCUCUUCUCCCUCGUGAUAGAUUGAUAAAUAGACUCUUCCCAGAGCUCCGCCGCCGCCGUCGCCGUCGUAUCGUCUCCGUGGAACCGGAAAUGGGCGCUCCUGUCACGGUAUCAUACCAGCCCACAUAGCUUGCACCCCAUCGAUUCCUUGAGCUGUCGGUGCACGCAAAAGGUGGUGAUGGAGAGAGAGGCAGGAGAAAAGGAGGAGAAGGUCGACGUAGGAGACGCGGAAGCUAAACCAGAUGGGGAUCAGAAGAAAGAAGUCGACGGAGGAGGAAAAGGAGCAGGGGCUGUCGUGGUGGCGGUCGAUGCAGCUCAGAGCGAGACGAGGGCCUCCAGGUUGCAGACCCAGCAUCCGGUAGCCUCCAUCCAGGUCGUGCCCCGUGGCGCCGCCACUCCGGCCACCCCCGCCGACGCCUACCAACCCACACUGACCCCGUCGCAGGUGGGUUUGGCGUCGCUGAAUUCCAGAGCGUACACCAAUAGGAUAUCCCUCCUCCUCUUCGUCCUCCACCUGCUGGUGGCCGCCGCCGCCGUAUGCUUCUUCUGCUUCAAGGGCGUCGAAGGAGUCCUCGAUUUCAACUCGGAAAAGGCUCGGAAGGAGCGCCACGUGCUCAAGUUCUGGCUCCCGCCCAUCGAGGGCGCCUCCGUCCUCAGCAUCAUCCUCGCCUUCGCGUGGCAGAAGGCCAUCCGGUCAUGGCCCUCCGUGAUGGUCUCCUUCAUCCUCUGGGCCUGCUUCUUCUCUACCAUGGCUGCCGGCAUCCUGCUCCUCUGCUUCUCCCUCCCGGCGACGGACGGUCUCGGCGUCGCCCUCAUCGCCUUCUCGAUUGGCGCCGGUCUGUACGCGUGCUGGGUCACCCGCCGCAUCCCCUUCGCUGGAAAGGUCUUCGCCCUCGCCCUCCGGCCGGCGACCAAGUUCCCAGAUCUCAAUGGUCCGGCCUAUCUCAUGAUGGGCGUAGGCUUCCUUUGGAUCUCGGCUUGGUGCUUUGCAGUGAUCGGAGCGCUCAACUUCUACUAUCCACCGCUGACCAUCCUCCUUUUGGUGCUGAGCCUUGCUUGGACAGCGGAGGUGAUGCGCAAUGUAGCCAAUUUGACAGUGAGUCGGGUUAUUGCCCUGUACUACCUCAGGGGGAUGCAGUCCAAUACUCAGUUCAGCUUCCAGCGAGCCACCACCAUUAAUCUCGGCAGCGCUUGCCUCGGGUCGCUCUUCGUGCCCUCCAUCGAGGCGCUACGCAUCAUUGCCCGCGGCCUCAACUUGCUGGAGGGAGAGGAUGAGUUCUUGUUCUCGUGUGCGCACUGCUGUCUUCGGGUCAUGGAGUCCAUCUUCCGCUACGGCAACAGCUGGGCGUUCGUCCAUAUAGCGGCGUACGGGAGGGGGUUCGUGGCGGCGUCGCAGAGCACAUGGGGGCUGUUCGAGAGGCACAAGAUGGAGGAGCUGGUGGACUCGGACAUCACCAGUGCCGUGUGCUUCUUGACGGGGGUCACCAGCGGCGCCCUCUCCCUCAUCUUCGCUGCUUCCUGGACCUUCUCCUCCCACAAGCACUACACGGCCACCGUCUCCCUCCUCGCCUUCUUCGUGGGAUAUCUCAUGACGAGGAUCGGCAUGGCGUUGCCGCAUGCGUGCGUCGCGUGCUACUUCGUUUGCUACGCCGAGAACCCGAGCCCGAGGCUGUUCGACGACACCAUCCCUGCCCGGCUCAACCAGAUCCAGUCCGACAGUGAGGGGUUCGUGCCGACGCCACGGUUCCCCCGGCGUCACCCUACAACCUAAACGACGGAGGCGGCUCUGCCUUCAAUCGCACUCCACCGCCGCCGGCUCCUCUGCGGUUAGUCGCAGUAAGACUUCAACCGUGGUGGGUGGGCGGGCGGGCUAUCGAGGGGGAGGCGUGGAUUGUCCAUCACGCGAAGGAUGGAUGGUUUGACCCGGCGACGUCGCUAAUAGGCACCACCCGAGGCCACGACGUGCCGAGGUGGAACGAAGGCGACAGCCACAUCGCGCACGCAAAUGAUCACAGCGCGUACAUUUGCCAACCACAUUACUUAUUGGAGGUCCCAUCCACUUACCAAUAUCUUUUGCUAUCACGAGUUGGCCUGUGGAGAUUGACGUGUGGCCCACAUCACAUACGUGACAGAGAUAUAUCGUAGACAAAAAGCCAUGUAAUUGUACCGAGAGCAGCAGCGGAAUGCGAAGUCGAUGUCGACAUGUAGGUAGGAAUAAUUACGGUGUAAAGGGGUGAGAGACACACAUAAAUAAUAUGAUUAUAAAUGUAUAACGAAGGGGACAAGGAUGGUGGGGAUUGAUUGGCGUGGCUGCUACAAGACAAAUCUGCCUGUCGUGUGUGAGUUGAGAUGUAUUUUGCUGUGAACAGUUUGUUGUACGUCCACUUCAUUUGGAUGGAA
Musa acuminata AAA Group (dessert banana) is the source of this 2778-nucleotide messenger RNA. RefSeq lists its product as uncharacterized. Gene Ontology annotation, biological process: transmembrane transport. Gene Ontology annotation, molecular function: transmembrane transporter activity. The transcript has 5 exons. Lineage: Eukaryota; Viridiplantae; Streptophyta; Magnoliopsida; Zingiberales; Musaceae. The record is from RefSeq and is a predicted model, not a curated record. The coding region runs from base 557 to 2149 and encodes 530 amino acids.